This is a messenger RNA of Indicator indicator, 1362 nucleotides long. It is a transcript of the gene VTN, whose product is annotated as vitronectin. Gene Ontology annotation, biological process: immune response; cell-matrix adhesion; cell adhesion mediated by integrin. The record is from RefSeq and is a predicted model, not a curated record. Gene Ontology annotation, molecular function: polysaccharide binding; scavenger receptor activity; extracellular matrix binding. NCBI's taxonomy places the organism in Eukaryota, Metazoa, Chordata, Aves, Piciformes, Indicatoridae. Bases 1 to 1299 code for a protein of 432 amino acids. The transcript is spliced from 8 exons.
AUGAGGCUGCUCCUCCCAGCUGUCGUGCUGGCCCUGCUCGCCACCGCCCGUGCUGCUGAAGACUCCUGUGAGGGCCGUUGUGACGAAGGCUUCGACACAAACCGCAAGUGUCAGUGUGACACCCUCUGCAUGUACUACCAGAGCUGCUGCAGCGACUACUCCACCGUCUGCAAAGCCAAAGUGACCCGGGGAGAUGUGUUCGCCUUGCCAGAGGAUGACUACCUUGACUACAACCUCACUGUUGACUUCGCCACCGAGGCACCCCCCCCACACCUUUCACCAGAGGAGCCCACGCUGGAGCCCACGCUGGAGCCCACGCUGGGCCCUGAAGAGAUGCUGACAGAGCUGCCCCGCACCACAGCGAGUUGGUUUGAGGAGGAAAAUCCUGAGGAGCUGUGCAGCAGGAAACCUUUUGAUGCAUUUACUGACCUGAAGAAUGGUUCCCUUUAUGCUUUCCGAGGGAGGUACUUCUACGAGCUGGACAAGACAAGUGUGCUGCCUGGCUACCCUAAACUCAUCAGUGAUUUCUGGGGCAUUGAGGGGCCCAUUGAUGCAGCCUUCACACGCAUCAACUGCCAGGGCAAGACUUACCUGUUCAAGGGCAGCCAGUACUGGCGCUUUGACGAUGGCGUCCUGGACCCUGGGUACCCACGCAACAUCUCUGAGGGCUUCGAAGGCAUCCCCAACAAUGUCGAUGCGGCUUUCGCCCUCCCCGCGCACAACUACCACGGCAAUGAGAGAGUCUAUUUCUUCAAGGACAAGUACUACUGGUCCUACGACUUUGCUCACCAGCCCACGCAGGCUGAUUGCGAGAAAUCCUCUCCCUCCACCGUGUUCAACCACUACGCCUUCAUGAACCGGGACAGCUGGGAGGAUGUCUUCCAGCUCCUCUUCGGUGGCAGGAUGAUCGGGGCAAGCAGCCCCCGGUACAUCAGCAGAGACUGGCGGGGGGUGCCUAGCCGUCUGGAUGCCGCCAUGGCCGGCAGGAUCUACGUGGCCUCCCACCACUACCGCAGGAGGAAGUCUCGUCACCAGCGCAAGAGGUACAAGAACCACCGGUCCCUGAACUUAGGGUUCUGGGGAUGGCUGCAAAACGACUCCGAGUCGGCGGGCGUUGAGAACGACUGGCUGUCGGGAUCCAAGUGUGACACCCUCCAGAGCGUCUACUUCUUUGUAGGAGACAAGUACUACCGCGUCAACCUGCGCACCAAGCGCGUGGACCUGGUGCAGCCCCGCUACCCUCGCUCCAUCGCCCAGUACUGGCUGCACUGCCCUCAGCCAGGGGAGGAGAGUGCCUGAGAGAGGAGAGAGGGCCCUGACAGAGACACUUGGCUGCACAGCCCCUAGCUAGACAGAAAUAAA